AUGGUGGCCUACACAGCUCCAGAGGGUUAUGGCACGACUCUUCUGGUCGUGACCUGGGUCGAGUGCUCGAUUGCCUUGCUGCUCUUGUUGGCGCGAAUUUACACUACCUGGAGAAUCACUCGGCACAUCCGGUCGGACCUCUACCUUGCCUUGUUUACCUUUGUAUACAUCAACUAUGGUAUCGGCGCUCACCAAGAUAAACUUACAUCGGGGCAGAUCAGUUCUGCAAUCAAAUGGAGCUGGAUGAACCAGGCCCUCGGCAUUUUCGCCAUAGCGUCAGGGAAGCUGGCUAUUGUCGCAUUCCUUCAGCAAAUUCAUGGUCCUGAACAUCGAGGUCGAGUCAUCCUGUUAUGGAGCGCGGCGGUCAGUAACCUCGUCAUCAAUUGUAUUACCAUUGGUAUGAUCAUGACACAGUGCUCGCCACGCGCAAAACUCUGGCAUGACACGCUACCCGGGACAUGCGAUGGACGACUGCGGAAUCAGAACACGGCUUAUUUUCAAGGCAGUUCGUUCUCUCCCCUCUAG
Messenger RNA from Penicillium macrosclerotiorum, 525 nucleotides. RefSeq lists its product as uncharacterized. The record is from RefSeq and is a predicted model, not a curated record. The coding region runs from base 1 to 525 and encodes 174 amino acids. The transcript has 2 exons. NCBI's taxonomy places the organism in Eukaryota, Fungi, Ascomycota, Eurotiomycetes, Eurotiales, Aspergillaceae.